This is a messenger RNA of Sander lucioperca (pikeperch), 825 nucleotides long. RefSeq names its product LYR motif containing 1 (gene lyrm1). Gene Ontology annotation, cellular component: mitochondrion. The record is from RefSeq and is a predicted model, not a curated record. The transcript has 5 exons. The coding region runs from base 118 to 483 and encodes 121 amino acids. Lineage: Eukaryota; Metazoa; Chordata; Actinopteri; Perciformes; Percidae.
ACGUCAUCAUCAAGCGACAAAUGUGUUUCUGCUCUCCCAUAGAUAAGCUUCUCUCCAUAGCUACAAUUGUCGAACAGUUCUUCAGACACAGUCGGUAACUGCUGUUAUUGAGCAUCAAUGACGUCCUCCACUCGCAGGAUGGUGUUGUCACUGUACAUGCGUGUGUUUCGCAUCGCCCGAAGCUGGCAGGCACAGAGUGGAGUUGCAAGUGAUACAGAGAGUGAGAGACAAUACAUACUUCAGGAGGCCUGCACUCUGUUCAGACAGAACCAGCAGCUUACAGAUCAAGAAUCAAUAAAGAAGUGUAUAGAGGAAUGUGUAGCAAGGAUAGAAAUAGGUCUACAUUACAGGAACCCAUAUCCAAGGGCUACAUACCUACCACCAAUGGGACUGGCAACUCAGAAAGGCAGGAAGAUGCGAGCGCAACAGCGCUUGAGGAAGCAGGCCAAGCCAAUAUACUUAGAGUCACAUGACGAGACCUGAUGCUUGAUUACCUCGCUCCUCGCCAAGAGUUCCAAGUUACCACGGGCAGGAAACUAGAGUGCAGUCACAAGCUGAUCUCAUGGGCUGAGUUGUUGCAAGCACUCAAUGAUGCAAGAACACAUGUCAAUUAGGUAAUUUUCAUUGUCAUUUUCUUACUGUAAACAGUAGCUGAAGAUUGUCAGCUUCUGUUCAGCUCAGGAAGGCAGUCAGCAUGGAGUGACCUGUAAUAUAAGAUCAAGUUGUAUAUUUUAUUUAUUUUUAUGUGUAAAAACUGUUGUGAUGUAUACUUUACAUUUUUUCACAACUGCUAAGACACAAAUAAAGUUGUAUUAAAGUCUUUUA